Molecule: messenger RNA, 2283 nt
Organism: Geodia barretti
Lineage: Eukaryota; Metazoa; Porifera; Demospongiae; Tetractinellida; Geodiidae
Source: the annotation of a GenBank genome assembly
GGGGUACAUUGACGACGACAAUGAACAGUCCCAGCGAGAGACAGAGACGAAUGCUGCAGACCUCGACAUCGGUGGGGAGUGUGAGGUAGGGGAGCCUGAUCCCACUUCGGAGAUACCAGAGUAUACAUUUUCACCUGGCUGUAACCCUCCACGUCCUGAUGCAACCCCUUUGGAGCUCUUCAAGAUGCUACUGACCGACAGCAUCCUCGACAAGAUAGUCGAACAGACAAACCUGUACGCCAGCCAGUACAGCAGUCAUGAUCUCCCUCCUCGGUCAAGAGUGCACAGUUGGACCAAGGAACCAUUCACCAGAGACGAGCUCCACAAAUUCCUCUCCCUCAUCAUUGUCAUGGGUCUGGUAAACCUCCCUACUGUUGAGGGUCACUGGUCUACUACAUGGCCUUACUCCAGCCUAGCUUGCUCAAAAGUAAGCUAGGCACCAAAAAUAUGUACGUAUGAAAGCACUAAAACAAUGAACACGUGCAGAAUACUGUCAAUAUAAACUGUACUUGCACUUCAGGUCCUGAAAAGAGAUUGAUUUUCCCUGACUUUUCACCUGAAAUAGAUGUAAAACACUCAAGUCAAUACAUACAAUGCCUAUAUAUCUGUAUUUUAGGUGCUGAAAAGAGAUCGAUUUUCCCUGAUCAUGAAAUUCCUCCAUCUCAAUGACAACUCCUGCUACAUCCCAAAAGGGCAACCAGGUCACGAUCGUCUUUAUAAGCUUCGACCCCUGCUGGAUCCCCUCAUUGCCAACUUCCAAGCAUCCUACACCCUUCACAGGGAGUUGUCAGUCGAUGAGGCAAUGGUGGGUUUCAAGGGGCGGCUGUUUUUCAUACAGUACCUACCCAAGAAGCCCACCAAGUGGGGCAUGAAGGCCUACGUCCUAGCUGACAGCUGUACGGGAUACGUAUACAACUGGAGGCUGUACACAGGGAAAGAUGAAUCGUUGGAUCUGGGAGACCGCAACCACACGCAUGCAAUUGUUGUGGUAUUGCUGAAAGGCCUGGAGGGCAGAGGUCACCAUGUCUACACGGACAACUACUACAGUAGUCCUGCUCUCUUCUCCGAACUACAUGACCUUGGAUUUGGGGCAUGUGGAACUGUCCGAGUCAAUCGUCGCGGGCUGCCACCUGAGAUGAAGACAACACUGGCAAAGGGAGAUACCAUUUCUGCGCAGGUGGACGACUCAAUGAUGGCUCUCAAGUGGAUGGACAAAAGGGCAGUGUCAAUGCUCAGCACCAUCCACGACAACUCCAUGACCACAAAGGUUCGCCGCACACGUCGGGCUGUGGGAGGGCAAGAAGAAAUCAGAAAACCAGUUGUCGUGGAGCAGUACAACAAGUACAUGGGUGGAGUGGAUCGCUCCGACCAGCUCCUUUCCUACUAUGGCUUUAGCCACAGGACAGUGAAGUGGUGGAAAAGGGCAGCUUUCCACUUGAUUGACAUGGCAAUUGUCAAUGCAUACAUCAUGCACACAUCAUCUGCGACGACUGGCAAGAAGCUUACCCAUGAGCAGUUUCGUAUCGAGCUUGCAAAGGAGCUGCUCCUUCAAGCCUCAGUGGAUGUCUCAGAGAGCACCCCAGUCAGCGACGGACGAAUUCAACGUCCACUUCCUCCCCAGGCCCGACUUACAGAACGCCACUUCCCAGAUCAUCUUCCAUCUACACCAUGUGGAAAGAAGGCACAAACAGACUGUGUAGUGUGCAGCAAAAAACGGGGACGCGGACGCAAAACAACAACAUACAUGUGCAAGCAGUGCAAGCUACCUAUGUGCCCUAUACCCUGCUUUGAACUUUACCACACAAAAGUAGAUCCACAGAGGUACCUAUAAUCGUGUUAUUAUACAUCCAACAAACGCACCUUUGUCUUCCAUUCGUCCUUCUAUCACUUUUGCCUUCCAUUCAUCCUUCAGUUUAGUGUAAAAUAGUCCUAGAGAUAAUAAAAAUACAGCCUGAACUCAGCAUGAAUGAGCUAAAGAACGAUAAAAAUAGGUUAUAACUUACUUCUUUCCGUCAAAACGGUCUUGUCAUCUUGUAAACAACACGAGAACGCGGUAAAACACUUGAGUAUCCAGCGUGGGGGUCUCAAACUUCUUCCUGCAGCAGCUGACACUUUGUACUGUCCUUCUUCGGUCAUCUGGAGCCAUCUUGGUAGAGCCAACACGCUGUUUCUUGAGCGCACACGACCACACGCGAGCACGGUAAAAACGCGCGUGACAUCCUCCGCGGAUAAAAUUGUACGCGCAAUUUCCGCGCAUGCGCGCAAAGGGUUAAUGUCUUGUCA